AGGAGGCGUGACAAUAUUGACGAUAUACUCGGCUGAUAAACCGACUUGUCCCACACGCGACAGCAGUCGUUCGACAUAGAUAGAUAGAUAGUGGGUGGACUAAAUGUAAGGGACAUAAAUAGCGCUAUAUAAGCAAGGGAGAUGACUAGAAGCAUAUUGCGUUUCUAAUAAGCUUGAGGACGUAAGCGGUAAAUAUUUCCCGCAAAAUCUUACGUAUUUGAAUCACUACGGCAGAAGGUACUUCAGUUAACGGUGUUGCAUCAAGCAUGUCUAAAAAGCGGCAAGGUUACCUUGAAUGGGAUGAUUACUUCAUGUCAGUGGCUUUCCUCUCUGCUCAACGUAGCAAAGACCCACGGACUCAGGUAGGAGCUUGUAUUGUUAACGAAGAUAGACGUAUUGUUGGCAUCGGAUAUAACGGUAUGCCUCGUGGUUGUAGUGACGAUGAUUUUCCUUGGUGCAAUGAAGGUGUCACUGAGCUAGAAAACAAAAAUCUCUACGUAUGUCAUGCUGAGCUUAAUGCAAUUCUCAAUAAGAAUUCUGCAGACGUUCGCAAUUGCACUAUAUAUGUUGGUUUGUUUCCUUGCAAUGAAUGUGCUAAAGUCAUUAUACAGUCUGGAAUUAAAGAAGUCAUAUACUAUUCGGAUAAAUAUAAGGACCAAAUUACCUCUAAAGCUUCUCGAAUUAUGUUGGAUCGUGCUGAAAUAAAAUAUCGCCAGUAUCGACCUACAAACGGACAAAUUGUUAUAGAUUUUACUUCAUUAAAAGAAAAGAAAGACCCGAUUAUAAGUUCAGUUUUGUCUCCCAUUUCUGAACUUUCACUUUAGUCAGAUGCGAACAUAAACACUUGGAAUUCAUUAUAUUGCCAACAUUGCCUUUUCAUAAUGAUAUCCUGUUAUAUUUUCUAGCUAAAAUUAAUGGAACUGGUGAAGAUUUUCUAAUUUUUAUAUGAAAUAUUAACUGCUGUAUUUUUAACGAACAUUUUUAUUCCAUUUUGUUUUCGUUUGUGUGUACAUAAUAUUUUAACUGCCUCUUUCUAAGAAAAGGAAACUAUCCACAUUUGUUCCAAUACGCAGUAGCGUAGCUGGGGUGGGGUGUGUGUGCAUUUUGGGCCGCACUUUUAAAGAGGCACCACCUUUGAGUCUGCUGUAGAUAAUGUUUUUUUUUUUGUGAUGGUCCGGGGGCAGCAAACAGAAAGGCAUCCCCGGGCAGCACAGAUUCUAGCUACGCUAGUGCCAAUAUUCCCUCUAACUCCAUCUAAUAAAAAGUUAUCCGACUUCCACCCAGGAUGUUGCGUCAUCUCACUAGCUUUUCUACUACAUACCCACUAUUCACUGGAGCUGUUUUAUCUCAUACCUAUUCUACUCAGGAUCACCCGACUCCCUCUACCCUCUCGUCUCUUAUUCAUUUGCAUAAAACACUACACCUGAUCCUUCUGAGACGUUAACUCUUGGAAUAUCUUUUCUGGAGUUGUUCAAGAACAUCAGUUACAUCGGUUCUACUAGCGAACUGUGGUCCCGGUGCGCGCACUCGCACACUCACGCUAGCAAGUCGUAAGUAGUCGAUCCUACAACGACUUUUUAACCCUAACCUUAACCCUAAUUUUUUAACCCUAAACCCAACCCUAACUCU
Molecule: messenger RNA, 1629 nt
Organism: Octopus sinensis (East Asian common octopus)
Lineage: Eukaryota; Metazoa; Mollusca; Cephalopoda; Octopoda; Octopodidae
Product: deoxycytidylate deaminase-like
Exons: 1
Coding region: 267-824 (185 amino acids)
Biological process (GO): dUMP biosynthetic process; dTMP biosynthetic process
Cellular component (GO): cytoplasm
Molecular function (GO): zinc ion binding; dCMP deaminase activity
Source: RefSeq, a predicted model, not a curated record